Salvia hispanica is the source of this 1599-nucleotide messenger RNA. Its product is annotated as protein NUCLEAR FUSION DEFECTIVE 4-like. NCBI's taxonomy places the organism in Eukaryota, Viridiplantae, Streptophyta, Magnoliopsida, Lamiales, Lamiaceae. Gene Ontology annotation, cellular component: membrane. The record is from RefSeq and is a predicted model, not a curated record.
AAAAUUAAGAGAAUAAAAAAUUAAAAACAAAGUCACAUUUUUGGCGGCGAUGGCUCGGCACUGGCUCGGCCUCAUCGCCGCCGUGUGGCUCCAGUCAAUCAACGGCACGAAUUCGAAUUUUCCGGCGUACUCGUCGGAGCUGAAGCGGAUCCUCUCCAUCUCGCAGCUCCAGCUCAACAACCUCGCCUUCGCCUCCGACGCCGGCAAGCUCCUCGGCUGGAUAUCCGGCGUCGCCGCGGCGCGCCUCCCUCUCUGGCUCGUCCUCCUCAUCGGCUCGGCUCUCGGCGCCGCCGGCUACGGCGUGCAGUUCCUCUUCCUCGCCGGCAAAAUCGAGUCCCUCUCCUACUGGCACGUCUUCCUCCUCACCGUCGUCGCCGGCAACAGCAUCUGCUGGAUCAACACCGUCUCCUACAUCCUCGCCAUCCGCAAUUUCCCGCUCGAUCGCCAGAUCGCCGUCGGGAUCUCCUCCAGCUACGUCGGAUUGAGCGCGAAGAUCUACACCGCCGCCGUCGCCGUCGCCUCGGAUCGAGCGAAGGAUUUCCUCCUCCUGAAUGCAAUUUUUCCGUUAAUCGCGUGCCUCGCGGCGGCGCCGCUCACGAGAGAGGCCGACGCCGGAAAAUCGAGGAGGCUGGUGGCCGGAUUCGUGGCGAUGUUGGUGAUCACGGUGGUUACAGGAGGAUUCGCGGUGGCUACGAGCUUGAUUCCCAGGGCGAUUCCGCCUGCGGCGGUCCUCGGCGGGAUCGCGGCGCUGCUGGUGCUGCCGCUGGCGACGCCGGCGGCGGAGGAGAUCGCGGAGGCGGUGCAGCACAAGUGUUUGAUUGAGGUGGCGCAGGAUGAGGAGAGAUUGGCCGAUAAGGAUGGGGAAAUUUGGGGAAUUGAGAUUGAGAUUCCGCCAUUGAAGAUGGUGAAAAGAGGGGAAUUCUGGGUGUACUAUUUGGUGUAUUUGUGUGGGGCGACGCUGGGAUUGGUGUACUUGAACAAUCUAGGGCAGAUUGCGGAAUCCAGGGGCUGUUUGGGGAUUUCCUCUCUGGUUUCGUUAUCUUCUGCGUUUAGCUUCUUCGGCCGCUUCUUCCCUUCUCUCCUCGACUACUUCUUCUCCAAAUCGACCAAGAAAAUAUCAACAGCGAGCGCGAUGGGGGCGAUGACGGCGCCUAUGUGCGGGGCCUUUUUUCUUCUAGUGAUAAGCAAACAGGACUUUGCAUUAUACACGAGCACGGCGGUUGUAGGAAUCUGCAGUGGUGCAAUAACCUCAAUAUCCAUAUCAGCAACUAGGGAGCUGUUUGGGACGGUCAAUUUUGGAGUUAAUCACAAUAUUUUGGUGUCGAAUAUACCCAUUGGUUCAUUUCUGUUUGGGGAUUUUGCAGCAUUGCUCUACAAGAAAGGGAGAAUUGAUGGGCAAGAGAAUUGUGUAGGAGGGAGAUGCUACCAAACAACCUUUUUGAUUUGGGGUGGUUUGUGUGUUUUGGGGAGUUUGCUAGCCUUGGUGCUCCAUGUCAAAACCAAGAAAUUACGUGCCCGUAGAUAAGAUCCAUAGUCUAUUCUUCGAGACUCUUUUAGUUUUCAAAUACGUAAUUUUCGGUUAAAAUAGUUUUACUAGAA